AUGGGUGAAAAAGGAGCAUCUCAGAAGCAAGAGCAGGGAUCUCUGUUGGAAAGAGAAUCAGGAAUAGAAAAAGCUACUGGUGACAACAAUUCUCCCUUUCUUUCUUCAGAUGGUAAAAUAGCUGAAAGCAAACCAGAAAGACAGAGAAGAGAAGCAGUAGGUAACGCUUUGUUAAAUAGUUCAUCCUUUGGUGAUUCAAACAGAAGACUCUUUAACGGUGGAUUUAGUGUUCCAAGAGAACACCAAGAGACAGAUACCUUAGAGUUAGAAGACAUCCCACCAGGUCCUGUUAGAGAAGAGAUGAUUGCUUGGGAAGCAAGCACGUUUUUCCAUUUGGGAUACUCUGGUAGUACCAGUACAAGAAUUAGGGGUAAUAUUGUGGGAGACUCAUCUAGAAAUUCAGGACUUGGUUUUGAAACAUCUGGUGUAGAGCAGUUUGGAAGCAGUGGAUCUAGAGAAAGUGGUGUGAGCAGCAGUGAAUCUGAUGCCAGAGGCUCAGUGGACAAUAGCUUGUCCUUUGGUUUCGGAUAUGGAGAAAGAAAGAUGAAGCUAUAUUUGGCUCUAGUGAGUCUAUUUCAAAUCAAAUUGGUGACAGUGGGCUUAAUGAAAGUGGAAUCAGAGGUAGGUAGUACCAGUACAAGGACUAGGGGUAAUACUAUGGGAGACUCAUCUGGAAAUUCAGGACUUGGUUUUCAAACAUCUGGUGUAGAGCGGUUUGGAAGCAGUAGAUCUAGAGAAAGUGGUGUGAGCAGCAGUGGAUCUUAUGCCAAAGGCUCAGUGGAAAACCGCUGGUCUUCUGGUUUUGGAUCUGGAAAACGAAAGGGUGAAGCUAACUUUGUUUCUGGAGAUUUAGGUUCAAAGCAAAUUGGUGAUAAUGGAUUUAGUGAAAAUGAAAUAAAAGUGGGCAAGAGCUGGUCUUUUGGUACUGGAUCAGGAGAAAGAAGGGGUGAAGCAAAUCUUGUUUCUCACGAUUCCAAUUCAAACGAAAUUGGUGACAAUGGACUUAAUGAAAGUGGAAUCAAAGGUGGUACCAGUACAAGAACUAGGGGUAAUAUUGUGGGAGACUCAUCUGGAAAUUCAGGACUUGGUUUUGAAACAUCUGGUGUAGAGCGGUUUGGAAGCAGUGGAUCUGGAGAAAUUGGUGUGAGCAGCAGUGGAUCUUAUGCCAGAGGUUCAGUGGGAAACCGCUGGUCUUCUGGUUUUAGAACUGGAGAAAGUCAGGGUGACACUAGCUUUAUUUCUGGAGAUUUUGGUUUAAACCGAAUUGGUGAUGAUGGAUUUAGCAAAAAUGAAUUACAAGUGGGAAACCACUGGUCAUCUGGUUUGGGAUAUGGAGAAAGAAAGGGUGAAGCUAAAUUUGCUUCUGGAGAUUUGAGUUCUAACCAAGUUGGUGACAUUGGAUUUAGCAAAAAUGAAAUAAAAGGUGGCUCAAGUGAAAGAAAUGAGGCGGUGUAUUCUGGCAGAGUCUCUGAAGAUUCAGGAUUCAAUUUGGGGUCAUCUGACCAACAGGGAUUUGGAGUCAGUGAAAUUGGUGGAAAUAGGGAGAGUAGCAGUGAAUCUGCUGGGUCUGGAUCCAUGAGUGCUGGAUCUGAUGUCAGUGGCUCAGGAGGAAACAUUUGGUCUUCUGGUUCUGGAAGUGGUGGCAGAAGGAAGGGUACAGAUGGACUUGAUAUUGGUGCACCUGGACUAAACAAAAUUGAUGAAAUUGGCCUUAGUGGUACAGAAAAAAAAUCCCAUAUUCCAGAAGCAACUCCAAUGUACUCUGAGACAAAUGCAAUUGUUGGUGAAACAUCUACUUGGGGCAAAGGAACUUACAAAGCAUUCAAUGGCCACAUCUUUUCCUUUGAGUCUUCAUGUGCAUACACUUUCUGCCGUCACUGCAUUGAAUCUGGAGGAGAUUUCAAUAUUGAGGUCAAACGAAACAAUGAGAAUGUGAUUGAAAACAUAGCAGUUUUAAUUGACAAUAAUUACAUCUCUAUUUCUGGUGAUACCAUUUUGGUUAAUGGAGAAAGUGUACAGAUACCAUAUAAUAAUAAGCUGAUUCACAUUAAAAAAUAUGGAGAACAUAAUAUCUUGAAUAGCCGUAGAGGAAUCCUCUCUUUAAUGUGGGGCAAACAUAACACUCUCUCGCACUGCAACAGAAUUAUUGAAACCUACUUUGAGAAAUGUGGAAAAGUUUCCUCUUUAGCCAAUAACUACAAAAUGAUUUGUGCUGAUGAAUACUGCCAACACAGAGACAAAAAAUCUACAUGUGACACUUUCUCAGAAUUGUCCCGCCUCUGUGCUGCAGAUGGUCCUGGAGUCUAUGAAUCCUGGAGAGAUGAUUCUGAUGUGGUUUGCAAAAAGCCUGUCUGUCCGAAAAAACACAUCUACAAAGAAUGUGGACUCUCAAAUCCUGCAACUUGCUCUAAUGUGGCUCCUUUCCAAGACAGUGAAUGUGUGAGUGGCUGCACCUGCCCUGAAGGCUAUCUAUUGGAUGACAUUGGAGACAAAGGAAAAUGUGUAUUAAAGGCUCACUGUCCCUGUGAAUCUAAUGGAAAAGUGUUUCAGUCAGGAGCAGUCCGAGAAGGUCCUUGUGGUUCUCGAUGUACAUGCCAAGAAGCAAAGUGGUCUUGCACUGAAGCAUUAUGUCCUGGGAGAUGUAAAGUGGAAGGAAGCUCACUGACCACUUUUGAUGGUGUUAAAUUCAACCAUCCUGGAAACUGUCACUUCUUGGCCAUACAUGAUAAGGAUUGGUCUAUUAGUAUUGAACUUCGUCCAUGUCCAAGUGGUCACACAGGAACAUGUUUAAAUAGUGUUACACUUCAUAUGAAUUCUUCUGUUACAGUGGACAAAUAUAUAUUCAAUAGAGAUGGCACAGUCACAAAUGACAAGAUAAGAAAUCAAAGUUAUUACUAUUCAGAUCAAGUACAGAUCUUCAAAGCAUCUUCCUCAUACAUUCAAGUGGAGACAUCCUUUAAGGCAAAAAUGCAAAUACAAAUUUUUCCUAUAAUGCAACUGUAUGUUUCCAUGCCACACAAUCAAUUCACAGACACCGUAGGACUCUGUGGUUCCUACAACAACAAAGCGGAGGAUGAUUUCAUGUCAAGUCAGAAUAUACUGGAGAAGACCUCAGAGGCUUUUGCUGAGUCUUGGGAAAUGAUGCCGUGCCCUAAAGGAAACCCAGCUUCAUGUGUCAGCAUAGAAACAGAAAAAUUUGCUGAUAAGCAUUGUGCAAUUCUUCUUGAUCCAGCUGGGCCCUUUGCUUCAUGCCAUCCUAUUGUGAAUCCUAAACCCUAUCUUGAGGAAUGCAAAAAAUAUACUUGCAGUUGUGAAAAUAGUGAAGAUUGUCUGUGUGCAAUGUUAGGCAACUAUGUGAAAGCAUGCGCUGAGAAGGAAACAGCCAUAGUGGGAUGGAGGACUGGACAAUGUGAACACUCUUGUCCAAGUGGCCUAGUUUUCAAGUACAAUGUCAAAGCCUGCAACAGUUCUUGCCGAUCAUUGUCAGAGAGAGAUAGGAGCUGUGAUGUCCAAGAUGUUCCAGUUGAUGGCUGUGCCUGCCCUGAUGGAAUGUACCAAAAUAAUGAAGGAAAAUGUGUUCAGAAAUCUCAGUGUGACUGCUAUAUCAAUGAUGAAGUAUUGCAGCCAGGCAAACUCAUCCAUAUUGAUGACAAUAAAUGUGUCUGUCGCAAUGGAAUUCUUCUUUGCCAAACUCCCCUUGAUAUAACCCUACAGAACUGUUCAGGUGGGGCUGAAUAUGUAGACUGUACUGAUCCCAAGGCACAGAGAAGAACUGAUACAACAUGUAGCACUCGGAACAUACCUACUUUUGAUGAGAACUUGCCUUGCAAACGUGGGUGCUAUUGUCCAGUGGGAAUGGUUCGAAAUUCCAAAGGGCAAUGUGUGUUUCCUGAUGACUGCCCAUGCUCUUUUGGUGGACAAGAAUAUGAACAAGGAAGUGUUACUUCAGUUGGAUGUAAUAAAUGUACUUGCAGAAAAGGAUCAUGGAACUGUACACAAAAUGAAUGUCAAAACACUUGCCACGUGUAUGGGGAAGGUCAUGUUAUAACUUUUGAUGGAAAAAGUUAUAGCUUUGAUGGUCUCUGCCAGUAUUCCUUUCUUGAGGACUAUUGUGGCAGUGAAAACGGCACAUUCCGUGUUUUAACUGAAAGUGUCCCUUGCUGUGAAGAUGGGCUUACAUGCUCAAGAAAAAUUGUAGUUGCUUUUAAGAACCAGAAUGUUGUUUUGCAAGAUGGUAAAGUUACAGCAGUCAAAACUGCAGAAAGUAAGGAAUGUGGAAUCAGUGAAAACACAUAUUCCAUUCAUACCGUUGGUUUGUACUUGAUUCUGAAAUUUGUAUCUGGAAUAACUCUGAUUUGGGACAAAAAUACAAGAAUCUCUGCUAUAUUGGAUCCACGCUGGAAUGGCAAAGUCUGUGGUCUUUGUGGAAAUAACAAUGGGGAUCUUAAGGAUGAUUUCACAACUAGAUAUUCAUCAUUAGCUGCUGGACCACUGGAAUUUGGAAAUAGUUGGAAAACAAGUCAAGAAUGUUCAGACACAGUAGCUCAAACUUUCCCAUGUGAUUCAAAUCCAUACUGCAAAGCCUGGGCUGUACAGAAAUGUGAGAUAAUCCGGGACGUCACCUUCAGAGACUGCCACAACAAGGUUGAUCCCAUUGCUUACUAUGAUGCUUGUAUUGAAGAAGCCUGUGCAUGUGACAUGGAAGGAAAGUAUCUUGGAUAUUGCACUGCUGUCGCUAUGUAUGCAGAGGCAUGCAGCGCAGUUGGUGUCUGUAUCCCAUGGAGAAAGCCAAAUCUCUGCCCUGUGUACUGUGAUUACUACAAUGCACCUGGGGAAUGCAACUGGCAUUAUGAGCCCUGUGGGACAGUCACUGCAAAAACAUGCAAAGAUCGGGUCAUUGGACAGAAAUUUUCUGCACUUUUAGAAGUUUCUACUACAAGAGCUACCUCAGUAUUAAGCACAGAGACAGGCAAAACUCGGACACCGCAUGAAUCCGAAAGUAGCAGCACCUCUGGGAAAACUGAGACUGGAACUACAAAUUCUUCACAAUCAGGGACCUCAGGAGUCUCUGCUGGUCCUACCACAACCAGCCCUGGGAGUGAGGGCAUAAAUGGACCAUCACUUACACUGACCACAGCCACAAGAAGCCAAGCAGAAACAAAUGGGCCAUCAGCUGGUACUCGUUUACCAUCAGCUGGUACACAGGCACCAUCAGAGGGUACACAGGGACCAUCACCUGUUACACCUGGAUCAUCAGCUAGUUCACCAGGACACUCAGCUGGUACACGUUUACCAACAGCUGGUACACAGGGACCUUCCGAGAGCACACAGGGACCAUCACCUAGUACACCUGGAUCAUCAGCUAGUACACGUGGACAUUCAGCUGGUACACAGGGACCAUCAGAGAGCACACAAGGACCAUCAGAUAGUCCAACUGGACCAUCCGCUGUUACACAGGAACCAUCAGAGAGUACACGUGGACCAUCAGCUAAUACACUUAUAACAUCAGAGGGUACACAGGGAUCAUCAGAGCUUACACAGGGACCAUCACCUGUUACACCUGGUUCAUCAGCUAGUACAUUGGGAUCGUCAGCUGGUACACAGGGACCAUCAGUUGGUACAAAGGGACCAUCAGAGGGUACACAGGGACCAUCAGCAGGUACAAAGGGACCAUCAGCUGGUACAAAGGGACCAUCAGCUAGUACAAUGGGACCAUCAGAGGGUACACAGGGAAAAUCAGCUGGUACACGGGGACCAUCAGCUAGUACAAAGGGACCAUCAGCUGGAACAGAGGGACCAUCAGGACCAUCAGCUGGCACACAGGGACCAUCAGUUGGUACAAAGGGACCAUCAGCUGGUACAAAGGGACCAUCAGCUGGUACACAGGGACCAUCAGCUAGUACAAUGGGACCAUCAGAGGGUACACAGGGACCAUCAGCUGGUACACGUGGACUAUCAGCUAGUACAAAGGGCCCAUCGGAGGGUACACAGGGCCCAUCAGCUGGUACAAAUGGACCAUCAGCUAGUACAAAGGGACCUUCAGAGCGUACAAAGGAACCUUCAGAGGGUACAAAGGGACCAUCAGCUGGCACACAGGGACCAUCAGCUGGCACACAGGGACCAUCAGUUGGUACAAAGGGACCAUCAGCUGGUACACAGGGACCAUCAGCUCGUACAAUGGGACCAUUAGAGGGUACACAGGGACCAUCAGCUGGUACAAGUGGACCAUCAGCUAGUACAAAGGGACCAUCAGCUGGCACACAGGGACCAUCAGAGGGUACACUUGGACCAUCAGCUGGUACAAAGGGACCAUCACCUGGCACACAGGGACCAUCAGCUGGAACAAAGUGGCCAUCAGCAGGCACACAGGGACCAUCAGUUGCUACACAGGACCCAUCAGAGGGUACACAGGGCCCAUCAGAGGGUACACAGGGCCCAUCAGAGGGUACAAAUGGACCAUCAGCUAGUACAAAGGGACCUUCAGAGGAUACAAAGGGACCAUCAGCUGGCACACAGGGACCAUCAGAGGGUACACAGGGACCAUCAGUUAGUACAAAGGGACCAUCAGCUAGUACAAAGGAACCAUCAGCUGGUACACAGGGACCAUCAGCUAGUACAAUGGGACCAUCAGAGGGUACACAGGGACCAUCAGCUAGUACAAUGGGACCAUCAGAGGGUACACAGGGACCAUCAGCUGGUACAAAGGGACCAUCAGCUGGAACAGAGGGACCAUCAGUUGGUACACAAGGACCAUCAGAGGUUACACAGGGACCAUCAGCUGGUACAAAUGGACCAUCAGAGGGUACACAGGGACCAUCAGCUAGUACAAUGGGACCAUCAGAGGGUACAAAGGGACCAUCAGCUAGCACACAGGGACCAUCAGAACCAUCAGCUGGCACACAGGGACCAUCAGAGGGUACACAGAGACCAUCAGUUGGUACACGUGGACCAUCAGCAAGUACGAAAGGACCAUCAGAGGGUACACAGGGACCAUCAGCUGGCACACACGGACCAUCAAUUGGUACAGAGAGACCUUCAGAGGGUACACAGGAACUAUCAGCUAGUACACGUGGACCAUCAGCUAGUACAAAGGAACCAUCAGACGGUACAAAGGGGCCAUCGGUUGGUACAAAGGAACCAUCAGAGGGCACACAGAGACCUUCAGAUGGUACACAGGGCCCACCAGCUGGUACAACGGGACCAUCAGCUAGUACAAAGGGACCAUCAGACAGUACACAGGGACCAUCAGCUGGCACACAAGGACCAUCAGCUAGUACACAGGGACCAUCAGCUAGUACAAUGGGACCAUCAGAGGGUACAAACGAACCAUCAGCUGGCACACAGGGACCAUCUGUUAGUACACAGAGACCAUCAGAGAGUACACGUGGACCAUCAGCUGGUACAAAGGGACCAUCAGCUGCCACACAGGGACCAUCAGCUAGUACAAUGGGACCAUCAGAGGGUACAAAUGAACCAUCAGCUGGCACACAGGGACCAUCUGUUGGUACACAGAGACCAUCAGAGAGUACACGUGGACCAUCAGCUACCACAAAGGGACCAUCAGCUGCCACACAGGGACCAUCAGAGGGUACACAGGGACCAUCAGAGGGUGCACAGGAACCAUCAACUGGUACACGUGGACCAUCAGCCAGUACAAAAGGACCAUCAGAAGGUACAAAGGGACAAUCAGCUGGUACACAGGGACCAUCAGCUGGCACACAGGGACCAUCAGCUGGCACACAGGGACCAUCAGCAGGCACACAGGGAACAUCAGUUGGUACACAGGGACCAUCAGAGGGUACACUUGGACCAUCAGCUAGUACAAAGGGACCAUCACCUGGCACACAGGGACCAUCAGUUGGUACAAAUGGACCAUCAGCUAGUACAACGGGACCUUCAGAGGGUACAAAGGGACCAUCAGCUGGAACACAGGGACCAUCAGCUGGUACAAAGGGACCAUCAGAGGGUACACAGGGACCAUCAGCUGGUACACGUGGACCAUCAGCUGGUACAAAGGGGCCAUCAGCUGGAACACAGGGACCAUCAGCUGGUACAAAGGGACAAUCAGCUAGUACAAAGGGACCAUCAGCUAGUACAAUGGGACCAUCAGAGGGUACACAGGGACCAUCAGCUGGUACACGUGGACCAUCAGCUAGUACAAAGGGACCAUCAGAGGGUACAAAGAGACCUUCAGCUGGCACACAGGGACCAUCAGCUGGCACACAGGGACCAUCAGUUGGUACACAGGGACCAUCAGAGAGUACACUUGGACCAUCAGCUGGUACAAAGGGACCAUCAGCUGGUACACAGGGACCAUCAGUUGGUACUCAGGGACCAUCAGCUGGAACAGAGUGGCCAUCAGUUGGUACACUUGUACCAUCAGCUGGUACAAAGGGACCAUCAGCUGGCACACAGGGACCAUCGGUUGGUACACAGGGGCCAUCAGCUGGAACAGAGUGGCCAUCAGUUGGUACACAAGGACCGUCAGCUGGUACAAAUGGACCAUCAGCUAGUACAAAGGGACCAUCAGCUGGCACACAGGGACCAUCAGGUGGUACACAGGGACCAUCAACUGGUACACAUGGACCAUCAGCUAGUACUAACGGACCAUCAGAGGGUACAAAGGGACCAUCAGCUGGUACACCGGGACCAUCAGUUGGCACACAGAGACCAUCAGCUGGUACACGUGGACCAUCAGCUAGUACAAAGGGACCAUCAGAGGGUACAAAGGAACCAUCAGCUGGCACACAGGGACCAUCAGCUGGUACAAAGGGACCAUCAGCUAGUACAAUGGGACCAUCAGCUGGUACAAAGGGACCAUUAGCUAGUACAAUGGGACCAUCAGCUGGUACACGUGGUGGACCAUCAGCUAGUACAAAGGGACCAUCAGCAGGUACACAGGGACCAUCAGCUAGUACAAUGGGACCAUCAGAUGGUACACAGGGACCAUCAGCUGGUACACGUGGACCAUCAGCUAGUACAAAGGGACAUUCAGAGGGUACAAAGGGACCAUCAGCUGGCACACAGGGACCAUCAGAGGGUACACAUGGACCAUCAGCUGAUACUAAGGGACCUUCAGAGGGUACAAAGGGACCAUCAGCUGGCACACAGGGACCAUCAGAGGGUACACGUGGACCAUCAGCUGAUACAGAGGGACCAUCAGCUGGAACAGAGGGACCAUCAGUUGGUACACAGGGACCAUCAGAAGGUACACAGGGACCAUCAGUUGGUACACAGGGACCAUCAGCUGGUACACAGGGACCAUCAGCUAGUACACAUGGUUUAUCUUAUGGUACACGUGGACCAUCAGCUGGUACAAAGGGACCAUCAGAGGAUACACAGGAACCUUCAAGGCGCACAGAGGGACCAUCACUUGUUACACCUGGAUCAUCAGCUGGUACACAGGGACCAUCACAGGGUACACAGGGACCAUCACCUGGUAUACCUAGAUCAUCAGCUAGUACGCCUGGAUCAUCGGCUCAUACAUCAGGACCAUCAGCUGGCACACCAAGACCAUCAGCUAGUACACGUGUACCCUCAGCUAGUACACCACAACCAUCAGGUGGUACACAGGGACCAUCAGGAGGUACAUCUGGAUCAUCAGAGGGUAUACUGGGACCAUCCGCUGGUACACCUAAAGGGCCAAAUGGAAUAACUGGAGCACCAAGCAGCGAAGUGACACCAUCUGAAGGCAAGUCAGGUACAGGAGCAACUGAUGUAGCCACCACUGAAGCUACUGGUGAAAAUACAUCUGGAGUAUCAGGGGUUACUGGAUCAUCAGGUGGUGAAACAACUCCAGACAGGGAAGUGACACCAUCUGAAGGGACAUCAGGAAUAACUGGAGGGCGAAAUGGAGUUACCACUGGGGCAACUGGUGAAGAUACCUCUGGAGUACCAGCCACACGUGGGGAAUCACCUGGAACAAGCUCUGGAGCUGGAGAUGGCCGCAGCACUGGGGAAGCAGACCCUGGAACCACGAGCCCUGGGAAGUCAGGAACCCCUGAUGCUUCUUCUGGUUCCACCACCAUCCCUGAGAGUAAGAACACACAAGGAAUUGCAGCUACCACAGCCACAACCUCUGGCAGUCAAACAGGCACGGUUGGCACAUCAGCUGGGAUAACAAGUGCAGGUGAAAGCUCUCCUGGACUAUCUAGGACCACAGUCUCUCGAAAUGAAGCAGGAACAACUGGAGAGGAAAUUGGAGCUACCACUGGGGCAGCUGGUAUAAGCAGUUCUGGAGCAUCAGGGACAAUGGGACCAGCAGCUGGGACUCCUGGAGCGUCAUCUGGUACUCCCAGGCCAUCAGCUGGUACACCUAAAGGACCAAGUGGAACAACUGGAUCACAAAGCAGUGAAGUGACAGCAUCAGGCACACCUGGGGUACCACCUGGAACAACCUCUGGAGUCGGAAGGAGCAGCAGCCCUGGAGAAGCAGGCUCUGGAACCCCAGGGUCUGACACAACUGGCAGGUCACGAAGAAGCACUAUGGAAGUUGGCAGGGGAAGCACAACUGGUCUAUUAGACGCCGAUGUCGCCACUACUGGAGAGAGUGCAGGUGCCACUGGAGGGUCAGCUAUCACAGGAGCAGGCAGGGAAAGCACUGGAAUAGCAGGUUCUAGGACCACCACUGCUGGGGACCAAGCAGGCACAGCUGAAGAACCAUAUGGAGGAACCACUAAAUCAGGUGAAGGUACAACUAUAGCACCAGGUGCUGGGUUAACCACAUUUGCAAAAUCUGGUACACCUGGGGUAUCUGUUGGAACUUCGAGAGAAACUAAUGAAGAAAGUCCAGCUGUCACAUCAGAUUCAGGUCCCACAGGAGGUAUCCCUGGCUCCACAACUGUUCGAGGAGGUGCUACUACCAAUCCAGAUAAUGAAAUUCCACCGGAACUUGUUGAAGGAACAACACAAGUAGCCUCAGGCUCAACAAUGGUACCUGAAAUUGCAAACACUGGAGACAUAACGAAAGCACAAGGGAGUGAAGUCAUUGUCAGUACAACAGGGACCAAUAAGGAAGCCUUUGGUUCAAGUGUUGCACCUGGAGGUUCUAACACAGGAGCCACAACUUCCACAAGAGGCAAUGAACCUACUAAAGUGGAAACACAAACAAACAACCCAGGGAUGUCCUCUGGCACAACUAUUGCUGGAAAUUCCAAAACAGAAGCCACAACUACCCUAGGAGGGCAUGAAACAACAAAAGGCAAAAUGGCCACAGGUACUACUGGCAUGCCCUCUCGCCAAACUCUGGAACCUGGAAAAUACAAUACAGGUACCACUCGUAGUGUCUCUGGCAAAACCCUCAAACCUGGAAGCUCUGACACAAAGGCCACAACUGCCACAGGGGACAGCAGGACCCCUGGAACAAAACUGCCAGGAGGUACCACGAUCCUUUCUCCUGAAGUCAGUGGCAGUUCAGAAAUUUCUAACCCAGGUAUCACUGGAGCAGUCUCAGAGACAUCCAUUAAAACAGGAAUUACCAAUACAGAGCGUACAACUUCAACAGGAGGAAGCAGGACUACUGGGGCAGAACUUCCAGGAGAUACUUCUGGUGAAUUCUCUGGAACAACCAUUACAUCUGGAAAUUCCAAUACAGGAGCUACAACUUUCACAGAAGGGAGAGGAGGAAGUACUGGGACUGAACCCAAAAGAGAGGCUACAACUUUCCCAGAGGAACGUGAAACAAGAGAUAAAAUAGUCACAGGCACUACUGAUGUAGUCUCUGGAAAGACGCUGGAACCUGGAAGGCACAGCACAAGUGAGUCUAAACUUACAUUGAAAAUCCUAGACAUUGGCAUCUUGGAAGAUAUAUUUGGACAGUAG
Molecule: messenger RNA, 11820 nt
Organism: Chrysochloris asiatica (Cape golden mole)
Lineage: Eukaryota; Metazoa; Chordata; Mammalia; Afrosoricida; Chrysochloridae
Product: mucin-19-like
Exons: 74
Coding region: 1-11820 (3939 amino acids)
Cellular component (GO): extracellular matrix
Molecular function (GO): protein binding
Source: RefSeq, a predicted model, not a curated record